Leguminivora glycinivorella is the source of this 6295-nucleotide messenger RNA. RefSeq names its product anaphase-promoting complex subunit 1 (gene shtd). Gene Ontology annotation, biological process: protein K11-linked ubiquitination; metaphase/anaphase transition of mitotic cell cycle; anaphase-promoting complex-dependent catabolic process. Lineage: Eukaryota; Metazoa; Arthropoda; Insecta; Lepidoptera; Tortricidae. Gene Ontology annotation, cellular component: anaphase-promoting complex. Gene Ontology annotation, molecular function: molecular adaptor activity. The record is from RefSeq and is a predicted model, not a curated record.
CGAGUUCGUUGGUUUGUUACGGAUUUCGGUGAUAAAAUUAAUUCUUAUUUAUCCGUGUUGUUAUUCAUAAAAAGUGUGGUUUAUGCUUACGACCCCGUGCAGUUUCAGUAAUCGCUUCAAAUCUGGAUGACAAUACAAUGAUCGCGGCAUCUGAACCGUUGGAGUUUGUGCCGCAUGGUCGUACCGUGCUAGCAAAGCAUCCUGAGCAAAUCUACGGGAAGGCCAACUCCUCGACGUCUGAGAACUCGCUGCUGUAUAAGUUGACCAACUUUGCAAUCAAGGAUGAGAGCCUGCUUGAGACUAAAGAGGAACAGGAGUGGUGGUGUGUUCGAGAGGUCUACUAUAAUGCUAAGGAUGAUUUCGAAGAAGACCCACCAAGCCCUAAAGACACCAAAGAAGAUAUGUCCGACUCUUUCCAACCAACAAGCCGUCUCAAACAUGAUUUCACCAUAUCUAUCAAAUCAGAAAUGUCCGGAGUGAAGCGAAUGGAUACGGAACCUCCAUCAGGACCAUCUAGAGCGAGCAGUGCAAACAGCUCAAGUAAUAUAUCGAGACGGUUUAAGCUGGAUAAUGGUCAGGGCGCUCCGAGGAAGAAGAAGUUCAAUCCGAAGACUGAUUGUUGUUACGAAGAAGAGUUGUAUAUUAAGGGAUGCACGGCAGUAUGGUCUAAAGGUCUAAUUUCCACACCAGCUACCAAGCUAUCCUCCGCAGAGCACCGAGAAACCAUCGCCUGCUACACCAUAGACAACCCAAUCCAGCAUGCCACCUUCGCCGACUUCCACAUCGCCAUAAACAAUACCAUGCUCCUAGACGCUCUGAACUCACAGAUCGGAGAUGUCAAAAAAAAUAUCAAGAUAGAAGAUUCUACAGCACAUCUCACGACAACUGUCAUGCCUUCGAUUUUACUCAUAGACAACAAAUGCCUCAGAGUAUAUGCUAUGGAUGGCAGGGAAUAUAUGACCAGUAUUCCCUUUCAAGUCAAAAAAGUAUGGCCGAUGAAGUAUGGAGUGCUUUUCGAGAAAGAAGCGACGCAAUUAAUGCAGAAUUCUAUGCUCCCGACUUCAUUCUCAAAGCUUAACGAGUCUUAUAACAGUACGUUUUCGAAAUCGAAGACGUUUGGGAAUAUGAGCGCUAAGCUAAGACAAGAGUCUAUUUCAGGUUACGACCAAGAUGUGCCUUUACCUACGUGCUUCUCACUGAGCCAUCCUUUAGAUGAAGUGUGCCCUAUUUUAAUGAAGUCACCAUCUCAUGGCCUACAGUAUUAUAACGAUGGCGAUUUACAGAUAAUCUUCGUUAGCACAGAGCCAAGUAUAAUCUUACUAUACGAUUGUAAACUAGCAACUCAUUCAUUAUGGAAAAUUCGGAAAACAACUCGAGAUGAGUGUUUGUCAAUGUGCCCGAAUUUGAAUUCAACUACAACUGUUUUCAGCCAAUCGGUUGAUUUUGGAAGCCCGAUGCAUAGUAAUAUAGGCCGGAACACAACUAAUCCGUUGACAGGCAGUCCGUUCCAUUCAAAACGACUUGGCACUCCGUCCCGAUCAAGGCUUGACAGUCCGUUAGCAAGUGUUUUUCAUCAGCAAGGCUUGUCACCGCAUCAUUCGAUCGGUCAAGCAUCGUCUACAUCCAUGAUGGCGAGCAACAAUGUUCAAACACCACCGACUCUGCCUUUGUAUCCGGAUAUCUGCCUCGAUCACAUUUGGACCGACAGCCAAACUAUCCGUAGAGAUCCCAUAGAAAACUCAACCGAUAUGAAAACGUUUCUACAUACAGAUUUAGUCAGGCACGAGUAUUUAUGUUUCAUGGUGAAGGUAGCGGGUGUGAGUAAGUUACAGAUACUGAGGCUUCAGAAGAGUCAUUCACAAGGGCAGUUGUGUAAGACCAAUUUGAUAGUGGGUACGAUAUCAACAGUGUUGGCGAAAGAUGCUGUGGUGCUGGAACAUUUGAACAUGAUAGCGUUGAUUGAUGAAUCAGGGAACAUUAUUUUGCAGAGUGGGAAUCAUGUUGUUGGGAAGGUUCACGUAGGUGGCGUCCUAGCCCGCUUAAUAGACUCACCAUACACAAAACGCUCGGCAUUCCAAUCGCCGUUCCCUAGGCGCAGCAGCUUGCUACCGUCGCGCUGUAACGAGACCUUUGACGACUCGGCGCUACAUUUGUUGUCGCCCGUACCUCAUUUGUCUGCGUUUAGAGUGGAGAAAGAGACUUUAGGUCUGAAAGGUAUAACAAACGCGUGUGGGGCCCGAGCAACUCUAGUAUUCGACAACGGUUCGAUGUACCGCAUUUCUCUGCCAGUGGUCGCCUGCUCAAGAUUAUUGGAAUGUUGUCUAUACGCGUUACAGGCUUUACUGCCUAACGAUAUAACUAUGCAGGUGAUUAUAAAAUGGUACGGCGUGCGCAACGCGCCCGGCACGCAAGAUCUCACACCACAGCAAGAAUGGUCCAUGUUCUCCAACCUUCUGCUCUCGCUCAUAGGAUACGACGUCGAAAAUCUCUCCCAGUCACAUUGCGACGAACCCGAAGAAGAGGUAGCCACAAAAAAACAGAGAACAUCCAGCGACGGAACCGCCGAAGACUGGGAAUAUCUCCUCAACUCCAAACUGCAUAAAGCCGUUGGGAACUCAUUAUCCACAAUAUUAAACAUGACUUUACCUCCCGGAGACGCGAAAAGAAGGCUAAAAAAGAAAGAAACUGAAAAACAAACUCAGUUCAAUACUAACGCGGUUCUUUUCCAAUAUACUGUUCAAGUUCUAUACGCUUUCCAUUUGAUAUAUGAAGAAAUAAAGUUAAACACUUUAUUAUUCAGUGAUCUGAAACCCUUAUCAGCAUUUUUAUAUCAAAUAGCUAAAGACCUUCGUCUUGAUGGUUACGUUAAUCAUUAUUGGCUGGAUUUCCCGACAGACUUCAGUAUUGACUACAAUGUUGAUGACUCGCAAAUUACUGAGAGCGUUUUCACGAAGUUGUCUCAGCCGAAUUAUUUUAAUAGUGAACCGCCGAGUAUAUUUAGCUAUCUGAACGCGAUGAUGAAGGAUGUGGAUGUCGGAUACUAUCCGUAUUUGACGGAUGUUAAUGAGAUGUCUAAGGAUCUAAUUGAGAUAUUAUCCAUCGUGGGCAAUGGACGAAACUGCGGCGUUCAAACAAUAUCGCGACGAGACAGUAUGGCGGCCAGUACACCUCGGCAGCGCCGCGGGAACACGCACUACCAAGCUGUACUAGCCAUGGUUGAGAAAGGCCUAACCCCCCGCGACCUAGACAACCUGCCCCCCGCAUUAGCGCUAGCGCUGCUGAGCGUGUGCGCGCGCUGCAAGGCCGCCCCUCCCCCCGCCUGGCCUCCCGCCGCGUGCGCGCUGGCCAUGCGCGAGGACCUGGCCGCCGAGCACCGCCACAAGCACGAGUACAUGGAGUCUCUCGCUCUGGAGGUCCUAGAGAAAGAGACAGCAUACUCCUUAAACAGUGCGCCCUCAGAGGAGCCUCAGUCGAAGAAUGAAGACAGUGACACAAAUACGGGAAUGGAGCAUCUUAAUACUAAGCUGCUGAGCUUACUGUAUCCUAGGGACCACAGAAUGGCAGAAGUAUUCAACCUGCUGCAAUCUUCUAUACCUGUGACCAUAGACUUGACGCAGCGGCCAGAAGUCUCAGACCACGAUUUUAUCGAGGAGCAGGAGAAGCAUCUCUUCGCUAUUAGCACAAGGACUAUGGCACUGCCUGUCGCCCCUCACACGCUGCUGUGGCCCAACUUCCACAACGGCGUCGCCGCGGGGCUGGCGCUCGUGCCCAUGACCGGGACUAGCAUUGAUUCCAGUUGGGUCGUCUAUAAUAAACCUAGGGGCACCCAAGAAAUGUCAACAGAGCACGCCGGCUUCCUCAUGGCGUUAGGGCUGAACGGGCACCUGAAAGACAUGCCCUUCAUGAACAUGUACGAAUACCUCGUCCGCUGCAACGAAAUGAUCAGCGUCGGGCUUCUUCUAGGCAUCGCUGCUACUUACAGAGGCACCAUGGACCUCCAAGCCACAAAGAUGAUGAGUAUCCACCUUGAAGCGUUACUACCACCAACUCACGUCGAACUCGACAUACAGCACGGAAUAUUAGUAUCAGCAUUACUGGGACUAGGUCUGGUGUACCAAGGAACACAACACGCUCAUUUGGCACAAGUUCUAUUGUUGGAAAUUGGCAAGCCACCAGGGCCCGAGCCAGAAUCCUGCGCCGAACGCGAGGGCUACGCUCUCGGCGGGCUAGCUCUCGGCCUAGUCUGCGUUCGAGCCGGUAAAGACGCGCAACCACAGCACGCGACAGCUUUACGGACGUACAUGCUUGGUGGGGAACGAGUCACCAAGCCAGGCGCCCAACGUGACAAAUUCAAGCAAAGCUCGUCCAUCCGUUCCGGCGGGGGUGUGAAUCUCGACGUGACGUCACCCGGCGCCACGCUUGCUCUGGGCCUCAUCUACCUGCGCUCAAAUAAUGAAGCCAUUGCUGGCUGGCUAGCGCCGCCCACUACUGCGUAUCUACUGGAUUUUGUACGCCCUGAUCUGCUCAUGUUGAGGAUCAUCGCUAGAGGCCUGAUAAUGUGGGACAGUAUAGAAGCCAGUGAAGAGUGGAUUGAGAACCAGGUGCCUUCCACCAUCAGACCUUACUGCUUCGUCAAGCCGACUGAUGAGAACAUCGACUAUGAAGCCAUGAACCAAGCCUACUGCAACAUAGUAGCCGGCGCGUGCUUCGCUCUCGGUCUCCGUUUUGCCGGCUCAGGUGACGAAGACGCAAGAGACGCGGCCCUACACUACACUAGACUCCUACUCACUGUCCGGGGCAAAAGUAUAGCAGAACUUGCUGGUCGUUCUACGCUAGAAGCCUGUCUAUGCGUGUGUCUACUGUCGGCGGGAAUGAUAAUGGCGGGUCGCGGCGACAUCGCCGUGCUCCGCUACUGCCGCCGCCUGCGCGCCCGCGUGCCCGCGCCGCCGCCCGCGCCGCAGCCCGCCGCCGCGCCCGCGCCCGCGCUCACGCACGGCGGACAGAUGGCAGUCCACUGCACCAUCGCUUUGUUCUUGGGGGGAGGCCGGGGCACGUUAAGCACGGCGCCCGAAGCGAUCGGCGCGCUCGUGGCCGCAUUCUUCCCCAAGUUCCCCACACACAGUGAGGAUAACAGGUAUCAUCUUCAAGCAUUUAGACACCUCUACGUGUUGGCUGUUGAGCCCCGACUCAUUCUACCCAGAGACUUAAGCACAGGGAAACUAUGCUACGCACACAUACAGGUGAUCGACCUUGAAGGUGCCGUUCGCGAGAUGAAAGCACCCUGUAUCAUCCCUGAACUAGACACACUGAGGGAGGUGAGGGUCAACGACCCCCGGUACUGGCCCAUUACGUUCCAGAGAGAUAGAAAUUGGGACCAAUUGAAAACAUUCCUAGAAUACACGUGGUGCAUCGAUAUAAAGCAGCGGGCGGGCUGUCUGUCGUACCUGGACGAUCCCCACGGGUUCCUCUCCAUCCUGGCACAGACCCUCACCCUCGACAAUACCAACAUAUGGUCUGUGACUCCAGAGAACAUUGAGCUCUUCACUAAUGAUGAUAAGGUCCGUAACUUCGUAAAACACUACCUGUCGAAAGACAGUACAUCUUCGAUAUGCGCAGAUUGUCUGCUCAUACAGAAGAAACGGAAAGGAUUGAAGAACGAAAGCUUUUUGCCUAAGCAGUGCAUCUGUAGGACUUACAGCCGUGAGGAGCGCGAAUAUGUCCAGAGUCUCAGCAUGGUGACGUAUGAGUGUGUUGUCAAAGACAUACUCUGCGCGCUGCCCAUAUGGACCACGUUCUUGAAGAUAAUAAAAACAAUGAAAACGGACCCCUCUACCUACCACAUCUGGCAAGUCAAGCUUCUCCUCUCUCAAAUAGAAGCCCACAACAAGCGCGCGCUCAACGACAUGAAAAUCGACGGACAAGAACAUAACGAACCUCUCAUGUCUAGCGAAUUCACAUUAGCUAUCAAGCAAAAAGUCGCACACAUAUUCGAUAGCUGGGAACACAAAAUAACACCCUACUUAAAGAAGUAUCUAGGAUUACCUAGUACUAGAAAGAUAUCUACCACAGAUGACGAUAUAAAGAAGAUUUUAUGCGCGUUCCUGAUAUUCCAUGAUUUGCCGCGGAAUGUGUUGAAGGGCGUGGAUUGUGAGCUGGAAGGGGUUUUAGCGUUGGAAGGGUUGAAUCUGAGUGUUGAAGCCGUUUAUAAGGUUGAGUCGUUGUUGAGGUGAUAAAUGUGAAAUAUAACUCGAAAAUAUACGUUACUGUUUUUUUUUUUAAUGUAUUUACCACAAUU